ACAAUAUGUGAGUUGCAGUCCCAGGAGCUGGUGGCAGUGAUGCCCCUGGAAAGUCGUCCGCUGGGCGCCGCCAGUCUCCGCCCUCUGGACCUGAGGACGCCGUGAGGCACGUUCUCGCGUUAGGGGACUGUUUCCUGGCGGCCCGGGGCUCGGUCUUCUCAUCUGUGAAACGGGGGCGCUCCGCAAGCGGCGCAGCGGCGUCCGGGAAGGGCUGCAGGGCACAGUUCCGGGCGGCCCAGGCCCUGGCCGGGGAGGGAGGAGCCCCACUCCCACCACGUGGAGCGCCCGCCCCGCCGGCCGCGAGGCAGCACGGAAGGCUCCCAGGUGCCACCCCGCCGCUGUCCUUCCAGACCACGUCCCCGGGACUACCAGCCCAGGUUGCUAAAGCCGCCAGCACCCCCGAGAGCCAGAAGAAAGCGGGGGGGGAGGGCGGGCCUGGGAGGCGUGACCACUGUUUCCCCCUCCCUUUUUAUUUUUUGUCCGCCGUUAGGAGAAAGGUCCCCUGCGCCUUUAAGAGGCUGACGCGGCCAGCCGAUUGGCCGAGACUCGCGGCUGACGUCACGCCGGGGCCGGCGCCGAGGCGGCCCCGUCGGCCCGUGCCCUCCCGCUCCCGCCCCGCCGCGCGCCCGCGGACAGUCGGCGCGCGGGCCGAGCCGCCCGGCGCCCCCUCAGCCUUCGUCGUGCGCCCGCGUCGCCCGCGACCCCGGGGCAUGACCCCUGCCCGGCACCCCUAUGGCCGCCGACGUCUUCAUGUGCUCCCCGCGCCGACCUCGCAGUCGGGGCCGCUCGGUGUUGCUGAAGCCCCGGGUGCCGGAGGACGACGACGACGACUCGGACACGGAUGAGCCGUCCCCGCCGUCCGCCUCCGGAGCGGCCGCCCUGGCCCGGGCCCACGGGAGCGCCGCGCCGCCGCCGUCCCGGGCCGGGCCGGGCCGCGAGGAGCCGCCACACCGCCAGCAGAUCAUUCACAGCGGCCACUUCAUGGUGUCCUCGCCGCACCGCGAGCACCCGCCCAAGAAGGGCUACGAUUUCGACACGGUCAACAAGCAGACGUGCCAGACCUACAGUUUCGGCAAGACCAGCUCCUGCCACCUGUCCAUCGACGCGUCGCUCACCAAGCUCUUCGAGUGCAUGACCCUGGCCUACAGUGGGAAGUUGGUGUCUCCAAAGUGGAAGAAUUUCAAGGGCCUGAAGCUCCAGUGGAGAGACAAGAUCCGGCUCAAUAACGCCAUCUGGCGGGCGUGGUACAUGCAGUAUUUGGAGAAGCGCAAGAACCCCGUGUGCCACUUUGUCACCCCACUAGAUGGCUCUGUGGACGUGGAUGAGCACCGCCGGCCAGAGGCCAUCACCACAGAAGGGAAAUACUGGAAGAGUCGCAUCGAGAUUGUUAUCAGGGAGUAUCACAAGUGGAGGACCUACUUCAAGAAAAGGCUGCAGCAGCACAAGGAUGAGGACCUCUCUAGCCUGGCCCAGGAUGAUGACAUGCUAUAUUGGCACAAACAUGGGGAUGGAUGGAAGACCCCUGUCCCCAUGGAAGAGGACCCACUGCUGGACACAGAUAUGCUCAUGUCAGAAUUCAGUGACACCCUCUUCUCCACGCUUUCUUCACACCAGCCAGUGGCCUGGCCCAACCCACGGGAAAUAGCACAUCUGGGAAAUGCAGACAUGAUUCAGCCAGGGCUAAUUCCUUUGCAACCCAACCUGGACUUCAUGGACACUUUUGAACCUUUCCAGGACCUCUUCUCAUCCAGCCGCUCCAUUUUUGGUUCUGUUCUGCCCACACCUGCCUCAGCACCCACACCAGAGCCUAACAGCCCACCUGCUCAGGAGGGCAUCCUAUCAACCACCACCCUUCCCACCGUGAGCCUCCCUGUCAACCUCGUUGCACUCACUGCAGAUACUGCUCUGGAUCCUCCGGAUCGGCAGGGAGCCUCCCAGCCUGGGGACCCCUUUAUCCAGCCCACAGACUUUGGUCCUUCUGCACCACCACUGAGUGUGCCCCAGCCUUUCCUCCCCAUCUUCACAAUACCUGUGCUCUCUCCUAGUCCUGCCCCGGCACCGGCUGCCCCAGCCUUGCCAUUAGUUGCCUCUCCAGCUCCUGCCCUGAACCCCCCAGCUCCAUCUACCUUCCUGCAGCCCCAGAAGUUUGCAGGAGUCAGCAAAUCACCUUCUGUCAUCACCCACACAGCUUCUGCCACUGUCACCCAUGACGCCUUCGCCACCACUUUCAGCCAGAGCCAGGGCCUACUCAUCACAACUCAUUGCCCCACCCCUUCAGCUUCCCCCUGUAGUCUGGCAUUGUCUCCUGCUACCCAGUCCACCACAGUCGGAGCCCCCCAAUCUUGUUUAACUUUUGUGCCACCUAAACCCGUAUCCCAAACUGGAGGGAGGUCCAAGCACCCUCCAAAAAUAGUGCCUGCUUCCAAAUCAGAGCCCAUGUCCUUGGUACUGAAGAAUGCCUGCAUUGCCCCAGCUGCCUUUUCAGGACAACCUCAGGCAGUGAUUAUGACGUCAGGCCCUCUGAAGAGAGAAGGGAUGCUUGCAUCAUCCAUGGCCCAGUCCAACGUGGUCUUCACGUCUGCAACCAUUGCCAGGGCUCCUGGCAUCACAGAGUUUCACAGCGGCAUCCUGGUGACAGACCUCAGCCACACUGCAGGCAGCCAGCCAGGCCCUGUCUCCCGGCUCUUCUCCCCCAGCACUGUGCAGGACACCUUGGUGAAGAGAGAACAAGCCCCACCUCAGGGGGCCAAUCCCCAGGUCCCUGCUUUGGGUCCCAGUCGAGACUGCCCAAACUCAGGGCAGGCCUCCCCAUGUGCUUCAGAACACAGUCCCAGUCCUCAGUCUCCCCAGAACAGCUGCUCUGGGAAGUCUGCAGAACCCAAGAACGUGGCUGCUUUAAAGAACCGGCAGAUGAAGCACAUUUCAGCCGAGCAGAAAAGGCGCUUCAACAUCAAGAUGGGCUUUGACACCCUGAACAGUUUGAUCUCUAAUAACUCCAAGCUGACUAGCCAUGCCAUCACGCUGCAGAAGACAGUGGAGUACAUCAACAAGCUGCAGCAGGAGCGCCUGCAGGCACAGGAGGAGGCCCGGCGGCUGCGGGAACAGAUCGAGGAGCUCAACACCACCAUCAUCUCCUGCCAGCAGUUGCUCCCUGCCACAGGCGUCCCUGUCCCCUGGCGCCAGUUUGAUCACAUGAGAGACAUGUUUGAUGAGUAUGUGAAAAGCCGGACCCUGCAGAAUUGGAAGUUCUGGAUUUUCAGCAUCAUCAUCAAGCCACUAUUCGAGUCCUUCAAGGGGAUGGUGUCUACCAGCAGCAUGGAAGAGCUGCACCGCACGGCACUGUCCUGGCUGGAGCAGCACUGCGCCCUGCCCGUCCUCAGGCCAAUGGUGCUGAGCACCCUUAGGCAACUGAGCACCACCACCUCCAUCUUGACGGACCCCUCUCAACUGCCGGAGCAGGCUGCACAGGCUGUCACCAGAGUCGGCAAGAAACCCGGGGAGUCUUAGCAGCACUCAGCAGCUGUGACUGCAUGCACCGCUCAGGGGACCCACCCUGUCUGUGGGGAGAAGGCUGCGCCUCAGGCUCUUCAAGACCCUCAGGGUACCCUGACUCCCCCAGCCCUGUUGGGCUGCUCAACACCGUGCUCAGGUCUGAAGCAGGUUGGGUCCCACCCACAGCAAUAGCCCAUCCCUGGGGACCCCUGCUUUGAACUUUCAACAACCUCAGUCACCAACCCCCCACCCUCAGGGCAGCCCAAAGUGGGGACACUGCCUGUUCCAGUCCCGCACUGCCUUACUGUGCUUGGUACGUGGUGUAGAGGGGCAGAAGAGGCAGAGCCUGCUCCUGUGAUUGGGGACACUGGAUCCCUUCCUGUUCCUGUCGCAGCCUGGUGACCUGGAUUGUUCGCAGUGACCCCCAUGCCCAUGCCCACUCUGGCCUUCCUGUGGGGCAGUAGGGAGGCAUCUUCUCCCUCCCCCGCAGACUUGGACCCCACAGACAGAUGUGCUGUGCUCUCCCACUGUGCACUGCACACUGCACACUGCUGGGGGCCGUGCUUUCAGGGACUCCAGGACUCAGUGUGCAGGACCAUCGUGUGAAUGCAUGCAAGUGAGAAGGAAAGCACAAACAAUGCGUCAUGCUGCUCACUCUGUCACUGUUUAGUUCCACGUGGCCUCGCAGUAUCUAGGGUGUCACUGACUUGAGAACCACAUGGGCUUCGUGCCAUACCUCCUGGCAUCACCUCACAGUCAUCGUCCCAGUUCUCUACCUGCUUUGGAGCAGUGUGUGAAGCCAGACUCCACAGAACUGUCUCGAUCUGCUAAGUCUCUGAAUUGUACAGCUCGGAGCCUCAAGUCAUGACAGUUCUCGGACCAAAGAUGUUCCCGCCCCAAGUCAGUCCUGCCCUGUGGAGGAGGAAGUGGAAUGGUGACAGGCAGGACUCUGCAGCAGUUAGCCUCAGAGCUGUCUUGAGGUGCUGCCCAGAUCACGAUGUAAAGAAUUGUACUUGGAGGUGAUCAAGGUGGAGGAGUAUCUGGGGAAGAAGGCUGUUGAGGAAUGCAGGUGCUACAGUUGGGAGAGUUACAAGGGGACAUCCUGCAAAUCCCAUGCAGGGGAGGAGCUGUCUUCACUCUCAGGAAACCCUGCCAGUGGCACCUCCACGUCCAGUGAAUGUGCUUUAAACAUCAUGCUGUGAAGGUCAGAGCAGCCCAAAGACCUCCUGUGGUACCUCUGAGCUUCCUCACAGAGCUGGACCAGCUAGGCCUGACCAAGGGCCUGAGGUGACUGAGGACCAGGGAGAUGUUGAGCUCCAGUUGUUCCUGGAGGCCAGGGGAGGGUUUUCAGAGGGCGCUAGCUUGACAAAGGACAUCUCUCCCUGCUCCCCAUUUGUCUUUAGCCCUGAACAAGAGCAGCUUAGUGGCCCCCUCAGCUUCUUCCCCAGAUGAGUGUUUACAGGCCUUCUUGAGGGACAAGCACAAGACAAGGCUGGGCUGAUCCUUGAAAUGUUCACUGGGAAAUGGAGAGAGAAUUCAUCCUUUACCCCCCAGGAUAAACAUGAAGUUACCCUUCAAAAGGGAAAGACCACUGUGGUAAGAAUUCCACAAGGUCGGAGGGAAAAACUGGGAUGUUCCCAGCUGUGAGGGCCUCAAGUAGGGCCUUACUCGGCCCUGCCACUCUCUGUGCCUUUGCAUGGAAUAUGCGCAGCUGGCCUCAUCAGCCUGGGCUUCCCCGAAUCAAUAGCUUUCUUUUUUUUUUUUUUCUUUUUCUAGCAACUCCAUGGGAUAUAAAAUUAGCUUCUUGCUUUGGCCCACUUCUCCCUUCCUCCCUGUUGCUGAAUCAGAUGUUCAGCAUUCUGGGGUUUUGUUUGUUUAUUUUUGUUUUGUUAUUUGUUUAGAUAUUUAAGGAUGUUAGGUUUUGUGAGAUUUUGAAGGGUGUGUGUGUUUCCGUCAGUUCAUCUUUCGUUGUGUACCAGUAGACUGUAAGUAGGUGCAUGUUUCUCUUCUGCACUAUUUACUGAAAUCAUUUCUCUCGGUGCUCACCCACAAAGCUGUAUCUCUUUCUACAGACACGAUUAUUUCUUGUCCCACACAUGUUUUCUUGCUUAGAAUCUUGCCUGAGCAAUCUGACCAGAUGGAGGGGCUGGCUUUGACCUCCAUCCUGGGCUUCUGGGCUGGGGUGCAGGUCCAGGGGUGACCCCACGGACACUGCCCCACUCUGAUUUGUUUACACUUACUUCCGUCCCCAUAUGCCUACCCCCACUCCCAGAAGAGAUGCUUAAAAAUGUUGACACUCUGGAGGAAAGGAAAAAGACUGAACAGAAGAAGAAGAAAAAAAUGGCCUGUCUGGCAAAUAAAUUUCUGCAAGUGUU
Molecule: messenger RNA, 5867 nt
Organism: Erinaceus europaeus (western European hedgehog)
Lineage: Eukaryota; Metazoa; Chordata; Mammalia; Eulipotyphla; Erinaceidae
Gene: MLXIP
Product: MLX interacting protein
Exons: 17
Coding region: 733-3507 (924 amino acids)
Biological process (GO): regulation of transcription by RNA polymerase II
Cellular component (GO): nucleus
Molecular function (GO): DNA-binding transcription factor activity, RNA polymerase II-specific; protein dimerization activity; RNA polymerase II cis-regulatory region sequence-specific DNA binding
Source: RefSeq, a predicted model, not a curated record